UCAUGUUAUUUUUUGUUGUGUAUUGUGUUGUCAUUAACGUAAAUUCUAUUCUACAUAUAAUAGCAGAAUAAAAAUAGAAAAAACCAUUGCUUUCGAAAAAACGUGCGGACAAAUUUGAAGUUUUCCUGAUGGCAUCUGCUCCGCCCUUGGACGAUACAAUAUAUGCAACAACCACACCGCUAGAAGUUAAGGCAACCGGUGCCGAAGCAUGGCAUUGUACUCGGGUCAAACUGACCAAAUUUCGUUACAUGUGGAAAAUCGAAAAUUUUAGUUUUUUGAAAUCCCAACGUACAUCACCCGAAUUCAUUAUCAAAGAUAUACCCAUUGCCAAAUGGAAGUUACAUAUACUGGAGGAAGAUUCCUAUUUGUUUAUUAAACUUUUGAAAAAUCCAUGCGGUGAUCAUCUACGUAUACGCCAUCAAUUUGAGGCGUCCAUCAUAAAUGCUGAUGGCAAAGUUGGCUGCCGUUAUGCCAGUGAUGUUAUGCUAUCAGAUGUUAUAAGCAUAAGGCUCAUAAGUAUGGAUGAUUUGCUAGACACCUCAAGGGGACUUUUACCGCUCGAUGCUUUGACCAUUGUAUGUGAUAUUACUGCCAUACUCGAUACCAUCGAUAUAGUGCCACGCAAAAUUGGCGAUGUCUCAAUUAUUGACUCUAAUCGGCAACAGCGUGAAGACUUAUCUCAGCUGCUGGAAACGGGAAAGUUUAGUGAUGUCACUUUUGUGGUAGCCAACAAGGAGUUUAAGGCCCACAAAGCUAUUUUGACUGUACGAAGUGAAGUCUUUGCCGCCAUGUUUGAUCAUGAGGGCAUGGAUGAGAACAAGAAGAAUCGUGUUGAAAUUAGCGACUUUGAGCCCACUGUCAUACAGGAAAUGCUGACUUUCAUCUAUUCCAAUCGCUCUCCCAAUGUAGAUGAGAUGGCAGCGGACCUUUUGCCGGUGGCUGACAAAUAUGCCUUGCACAAGUUGAAAAUAAUGUGUGAAUUUGUAUUGCAUCGCGAUCUAAGAGUGGAUACAGCCAUAGAAACUUUGAUACUAGCCGAUCGUCAUGGUGCCGCACAGCUAAGAGAACAGGCACUUAGUGUCAUCAAGGAAAAUAUUUCAGCGAUUAUUAAGACGGAUGCCUGGCAGAAUAUCUGUCAAUAUCCCCAUUUGGUUACAGAAAUUGUAAGCUUCAUUGCUUGCACAUAAAUCGUAUGCACUGUUUGUUUAAGGUUUCAGUUUAUUUAUUGUCAAUUUUAUGAUAGCGUGAUAUUUGUACACCUCCUUGCAUAUCCUUCAAGCCUUUACUUGUGAAAAAUUAAACGAUAGAUUGGAUUUUGUUAACAAAAAAUGAUGAUAAAUUCUUUCAAUGAUUGGCUAAGGUA
Messenger RNA from Stomoxys calcitrans (stable fly), 1363 nucleotides. RefSeq names its product speckle-type POZ protein. The coding region runs from base 129 to 1187 and encodes 352 amino acids. NCBI's taxonomy places the organism in Eukaryota, Metazoa, Arthropoda, Insecta, Diptera, Muscidae. Gene Ontology annotation, cellular component: cytoplasm. Gene Ontology annotation, molecular function: ubiquitin protein ligase binding. The record is from RefSeq and is a predicted model, not a curated record. Gene Ontology annotation, biological process: regulation of proteolysis; proteasome-mediated ubiquitin-dependent protein catabolic process. The transcript is spliced from 2 exons.